Messenger RNA from Emiliania huxleyi CCMP1516, 468 nucleotides. RefSeq lists its product as hypothetical. The coding region runs from base 1 to 468 and encodes 155 amino acids. Lineage: Eukaryota; Haptophyta; Isochrysidales; Noelaerhabdaceae. The record is from RefSeq and is a predicted model, not a curated record. The transcript is spliced from 4 exons.
AUGAAUGCGGCACCGGCGACGCAUGGCAGGCUGAGCCUCUACAACAAACUCUACAGCAAAAUCGCGCUCUACAUCGCUCUACAACGCACCCGCUUCGUCCCGCGGCGGAUGAUCCACGCGUUCGCCGCCUCCCGCUCCCGCUCCACCCGCCGCGACGGGUGGGUGCGCAAGCCGCCUCCCGCAACCAUGGGCGACUAUCUCCUCGGUGGAACCGCACUCAAGCAGGCUCCGGAGCACCCGACCUCCGCGAGCAUCACGAGCAUCAAAGAGAAGGUGCUCAACCUCAACGACCAGACCGCCUUCCCUGCGUUUGGCAAGAGCGGCGGCGGGGAGAAGUCGGCGGGAAAGCCGGCGGCGGCGUCCAAAGUGGCGCCCCGGCUCGCAAAGGCGAGCAAGGCCUUUGUCGUCAAUUGGCGGCGAGACGUUGUGACAGCAGCGUUUCGUGCGAAGGGCGAGGAGUCCGUGUAG